AUGGGGUGUGGAAAUGGUAAACAUGUUUUUGCUAUCGACCAUCGACCGAACACAGUUGCGCGUAUUGAGAUGACAGGCCACCGUCAACUCAUCGCAAACGUCGAGGAUUUGGAAGAAGAGUCGCUACUCGAUUCGGAAAUAGACCUUUCAUCUUCGGAAAAGCUACAAGAAUAUACACAUCAGUAUCCAGAAUUUUCAAGGGAGCUUAACCUGUUGUAUUGUAGCAUCGAAAAGCUUCGGCGUUUAUCGGAAAAAGAGAAUGCUUUCAGUGAUAAAGAUUUGUUAUCAAAGAUAAACAAAGAAGUUCUCAAACUUCGCAAAAGAAGCAUAAAAGCUGCUUUCUCACCCGGAACGUCUGAAGAUCAAAAGUAUAGCUUAAUUGCAAAUUUUAUCUUGGACAUAGAGGGAGCAGCUUUAUUCUCCAUGCUUGCUAAACAGUUGUUUGAUUCGUACAUCGAAUGUGUAAAAAUACACUGUAGGAAUGAGGUCCAAUCGGGAAAUCCAUCGGUUAUUGAAACAGACAGGAUGGAUCACCUAACGUCGGAAACCCUUAUUCUUGUUCUGCUUGUGAUACAAAACUUUGCGGAGUUUCAUAAAGGGUUUUGCGUAGCAUGUGCAAAGACAACUGAGGUUGUUUCGCUUUGCCUGAUGCAAAGUCGGCAAGUUGAAGAUGUGUUCACGACCACGCAGGCUGAAGGGAGCGGAAGGCCAGUUCGAGCUAUUCGAAUUCUGGGAUGUUGCUUCAACAUUCUGUAUAACUUGGCCAGAAAAACUGACUUAGUCAAAGCCAACGUAGACUUUGAAGGGAAAGAAACUUUAGUUUAUUUCGCAAAAUCCGAUAUCGCCAUCGUGUCCCCUCUUGCUCUUCUCAGUUUGGCUUACGUCGUGGACGAGGAAAGCAAUCAUCUUAUUCUUGCGGCUGAAGAAAUUUUAGGAGCUUUAACGUCACUUUUGCAAAAGGCCUUUGAGUCUGAACGUAGAAAAUUUGAUGGGUUCUCGGCAAAAGAACUCGCUGAAGGACUCAGUCGCCUCGCGAUAAAUGAUACCAACAAAAGAGUUCUGGGCGAGAAGGGUGCCAUACAGGUCCUAGUUUCUAUCAUCAAAACUUCAAACGACAAUAGUGAGAAAGCUAGUGCAGUCAAUGCGCUUUGGGUGUUAGCUUUCGACGAGAACAAUAAGAAAGCCAUCACUCAAGAUAAAGAAACCUUAGAUAUUCUUCGAGGACUUCAGCAGAGUGACGACCCAGAAGUACAGAAAGCAGCUGCAGGUGCAUUGUGGGAGCUCGAAGGAAAGACGGCGAGGAACUCGGAGAUGACAAAAGCAACCGGAAAUCACGUGAUGAUCAGCUACCAAUGGGAUUCCCAGGAAGUUCUGGUUGAAGUGAAAAACAGACUUCAAGCAAGUGGAUACAGAGUGUGGAUGGAUCUGGAGCAGAUGGGAGGAUCGACCUUAGAGGCAAUGGCUAAAGCUGUUGAAAAUGCUUCCGUUGUUCUUGUAUGUGUAUCACACCAAUACAAGGAAAGUCCGAACUGUCGUUCAGAGGCAGAGUACGCUUAUCAGCUGAGAAAAGAUAUUAUUCCUCUGAUGAUGCAACAAAACUAUAAGCCGGACGGUUGGCUGGGAAUGAUCGUGGGGACAAAACUUUGGAUCGACCUCAGAAACAGUUUUAAUGUGGAGGCAGCAAUUGGAAAACUCAAGAAAGAAUUGGGCGACAGAGGACGAGAGAAUCAAGGAAAUUACCUCACUGUUGAACACGAGAAACCCGUUGAAAAGGUGCGAGAACUCACCCCUGAAUUGUCUGGAGUAGCAGCCUGGACAGCAAAUGAGGUAAAAGACUGGUUUAAGGAAAUUGGUUUAGACGACAUUUGCAAGGCCGUCUUGCCAAAAUUGAACGGACAGGCGUUAAUUUAUCUCUAUGCACUCCGUGAUGAAUGUCCAGAUUAUUUUUACAGAUGUCUAGAAACAAAUCUUAACUUGCGGGAUAUGUUCGAUUUGUUUAAAUUUAGAGAAGAGCUUAGUAAGUUAAUGAAGGGCUGA
Messenger RNA from Porites evermanni, 2037 nucleotides. The record is from the annotation of a GenBank genome assembly. NCBI's taxonomy places the organism in Eukaryota, Metazoa, Cnidaria, Anthozoa, Scleractinia, Poritidae.